CUCCAGGUGCCUGCUCUGGCACAAUGAAGUGUGUAGCUGGGGAGGGAGGGACUUUGGGCUGAUGUGUGGGGGGUGUGAUCCAAAGAGGCAGAAGUUAAAUCACUGGACCGAUCACACUGGAUGGAUUUAUUUCUGGACUCAAUUUCCCAGGAACUCCACUAUUCCACACUGGCGAAAAUGCCUCAGUUGAAGUUUCUCUAGCUCCGGCUUCGUGAAUAAAGACCUGUUGCUUUGGAGUUACAGCAGCUUUGUCACCACAGACUUAUCCAUCCGCUUCAAGAAAAUGUUUGCUGUCCACUUGCUAGCUUUCCAUUUCACAAAGCUAAAAGAGGAUCAAAUAAAAAAGGUUGACAGGUACCUGUACCCCCUGCGCCUCUCUGAUGAUGUCUUGCUGGAUGUGAUGGCACGAUUCCAGGCUGAAAUGGUGAAGAGCCUGGGCAGAGACACCAACCCCACGGCAACAGUGAAAAUGCUGCCGUCGUUCGUGCGCUCACUGCCUGAUGGCUCAGAGAAGGGUGACUUCCUUGCUGUUGACCUGGGUGGCUCCCAGUUCCGUGCCCACCAGGUGAAGGUGUUUGAUGAUGGGAAGCAGAGCAGCCAGCUGGAGAGCAAGUUUUACCCCACACCCAAGGAGGUCACACAGGGGAAUGGAGCUGAGCUCUUUGAUUACAUUGCUGACUGUCUGUUGGACUUCAUGGAGACCAAAAACCUGAAGCAUAAGAAGUUGCCUCUUGGCUUUACAUUUUCUUUUCCAUGCAGACAGACCAAACUGGAAGAGGGGGUUCUUCUUGCAUGGACAAAGCACUUCAAGGUCCGAGGAGUUCAGGACACAGAUGUGGUCAGCUUUCUGCGCAAGGCCCUCCAGAAGCAUAAGGACAUAGAUGUUGAUGUCUUGGCACUGGUCAAUGACACCGUGGGAACCAUGAUGACUUGUGGAUAUGAUGACCAGCGCUGUGAAGUUGGACUCAUAAUUGGGACUGGGACCAAUGCCUGCUACAUGGAGGAGAUGCGGCACAUUGAUCUGGUGGAGGGGGAUGAAGGGAGGAUGUGCAUUAACACCGAGUGGGGUGCCUUUGGAGAUGAUGGUGCUUUGGAUGACCUCCGCACAGAGUUUGAUCGGGAGCUGGAUCUGGGGUCUCUCAAUCCUGGCAAACAAUUGUUUGAGAAGAUGAUCAGCAGCCUGUAUUUGGGGGAACUUGUAAGACUCAUUCUCCUAAAAAUGACAAAGGAAGGUCUGCUCUUCAAUGGCAAAGUGUCAACAGCUCUGCUUACUAAGGGCAAGAUUGAAACGAAACACGUGUCUGCAAUGGAAAAGUACAAGGAAGGUCUGAGCAACACAAAAGAGAUCCUUACAGAGCUGAACCUGUUUCCCUCUGAGGAGGACUGUGUUGCUGUUCAGCACGUCUGCACCAUCGUUUCCUUCCGCUCAGCCAACCUCUGUGCUGCUGCCUUGGCAGCCAUCCUGACCCGGCUCAGGGAGAACAAAAAGCUGCUGAGGAUGAGAACCACUGUUGGGAUUGAUGGGGGACUUUAUAAAACCCACCCUCAAUACGCCAAACGUCUGCACAAGGUGGUGAGGAGGCUGGUGCCCACCUGUGACGUGCGGUUCCUGCUGUCGGUGAGUGGCAGUGGGAGGGGGGCUGCCAUGGUCACGGCGGUGGCACGCAGACUGGCAGCCCAGCGCCAGCAAAUCAACGCCACGCUGGCUCCCUUCCUGCUGCCCCUCGGCACUCUCAGAGAAGUUAAGGACAAAAUGAGGGCUGAGCUGGAAUAUGGGCUGAAGAGGGAGACACAAGGCAAUGCCACAGUCAAGAUGCUGCCCACGUACGUCUGUGGGACACCAGAUGGAACAGAGAAAGGCAAGUUCCUUGCCCUUGACCUUGGUGGCACAAAUUUCAGGGUUUUGCUGGUCAAAAUCAAAAGUGGGAGAAGAAGAUCAGUGCAAAUGUAUAACAAAAUCUUUGCCAUUCCUUUGGAGAUCAUGCAAGGGACUGGAGAAGAGCUCUUUGACCAUAUUGUCCAGUGCAUAGCAGACUUUCUGGAGUAUAUGGGGAUUAAAGGUGCUCGGCUUCCUCUGGGUUUCACCUUCUCCUUCCCCUGCAGGCAAGCCAGCAUUGACAAGGGAACACUUGUGGGAUGGACAAAAGGAUUCAAGGCAACAGACUGUGAGGGGGAAGACGUUGUUGAUAUGCUGAGAGAGGCCAUCAGGAGAAGAAAUGAAUUUGACUUGGACAUUGUAGCAGUGGUGAAUGACACUGUUGGGACCAUGAUGACAUGUGGGUAUGAGGAUCCAAACUGUGAGAUUGGCCUGAUUGCAGGAACAGGCAGCAAUGUUUGCUACAUGGAGGACAUGAAAAACAUAGAAAUCGUGGAAGGGAAUGAAGGAAAAAUGUGCAUUAAUACAGAAUGGGGAGCAUUUGGUGACAAUGGCUGCAUUGACAACAUCAGGACAAAAUAUGAUAAAGAAGUAGAUGAAGGCUCGCUAAACCCAGGGAAACAGAGGUAUGAAAAAAUGACCAGUGGAAUGUACCUAGGUGAAAUAGUAAGGCAAAUUUUGAUCGACUUAACCAAACAAGGGCUGCUGUUCAGAGGGCACAUCUCGGAAUCACUCCAGAAAAGAGGCAUAUUUGAGACAAAAUUCCUGUCUCAGAUUGAGAGUGACCGGCUUGCCCUCCUCCAAGUGCGGCGCAUCCUGCAGCAGCUCGGCCUGGACAGCACGUGUGAUGACAGCAUCAUUGUGAAGGAGGUGUGUGGAGUUGUUUCAAGAAGAGCUGCCCAGCUCUGUGGGGCAGGGCUGGCCGCUAUUGUGGAGAAGAAGAGGGAGAACCGAGGUGUGGAGCGCUUGCAAAUCACCGUUGGAGUAGAUGGGACUUUGUACAAGCUCCAUCCACAUUUUUCUAGGGUCCUGCAGGAAACAGUGAAGGAACUGGCACCUCAGUGUGAUGUGACUUUCAUGCUUUCCGAAGAUGGAAGUGGGAAGGGAGCUGCCCUCAUUACUGCAGUUGCAAAAAGAUUGCAUAAUGUUGGACAGAAGUAGAAAUGAGCAGUUGAGUCAUUUCAGUGUGCAGUAGCAAUUUGCAGAGUAGUGAUUCAAGAUAGCUUUGCCAGACACCAGCAGCCAGGUACCUGUUUUAGGGGAUCAGCUGGUUUUGACCAACCAGGAUUGUGGAUUUUUGUCCUUUGGUAAUUUGGAUCAGGUGUUUCUGCUCCUCACUGGCAUUAUGUCUUGGCAUACCACAGGCUGUUCAGUUCUGUAACUCCUGCAAUGCAUCUGUAAUGCACAUGGGAGAGUGAAAACAAAACAAACAAACAAAAACAUCAACCCAAAUGUGUCUUUUUACAACAUCUUAAUUAAGCUACUGCACCACAACUGUGUUUUCAUCGCCAGUUUCUUAGGAUUUGUGAACUUUAGUUUUGACUUGGCCUGGCUCAAGGGAUAUUGAGAUUCUGAUGCUGCAUCUUAUCUAGUGGCUGUAUUUGUUCAAUGCUUCACAGGUUUUACAAUAAAUUUGCAGGUUGAUGCUCCCCCCCACUGCUGCACUGGUUGCAAGUGUAAUGUAAUACUUCUCUGAGUACAGGAGGAAUGUUUAAUAGAAGAAUGUAAAGGAAAAAAUGUGAUUCCACAGAAUAUCAGUUUGUGUCAAAAUAUGUCAGUGCAUCUGAGUCACAUAAAGCAAUGCUGGAUGGAUUCUGACUCUGACUGGUUCUUUUGGUACUGGAGGAAAGGCUGAAUGUAGAAGGACCUACAGAGUUUGCUGUGUGUAUCGUGGCUACAUAGAGAGUAUCAAACAGACCACCAAAAUAGCUGUGUAGAGAAAAAAAAAAUCACCUGAAUUUCUGAAAUUCUCCUCUUUGUUUUCCCUCUGUUAUCUUCUUGCUGGCUCCUGAGAGAAUUGUUUCCAUGUUGUGCAAAGAAGUUUAUCCUUGGUUUUUGUUUAUUGUUGCCUGCUGCUCUGCCUGUUUGUAGUCUGUUUGUAAAUAAAUCUGUGGUGCUGUGAGCUUUUAGUUCUCUGUCUAGUGCGUCUUCUGAGUUGUGGGAAGAACACGCAGGCAAGUGGAAGCUUUCUUAAAACAUAAAUCUUUAAACCUAAAUGUUUCUUUAAAUCUGUAACAGUACUCAGCAGCACUGCAGUGAUUGUAAAGGUGGUUUGUGGAUAGAGCCUGUGGCCCUAUGUAACCAAAUGUUCCUCCCCUGAUUUACCCAGAACAAACCUAAAAAAAUAAUAUGCUACAGAGAAGCAGCAAAUCUGAAUCCUGCCUAUUCUCUCUUCUCAAGUAUUCCUGUAUCUCCUUUAAUCCUCUUUCUGUGGGUAUUUGCUUCCUUGCAGGCUGACAGGAGAAAGUGGGGCCAAGAAAUGUGCUUUAAGCCUAGUUAGGUCAAAAGUAACUAUGAUGCAAGGGGAUAAGCAGUUGGGCUUAUGUAAUAAUCUGUGACACGGCCGCCGCUGGGUUUAAAUUUAGCAAUCACAAAUUCAAAAUUGGAAGCUGCAGACCUUUCCUGUUUUGUAGUUUUUUAAAAAAACCAAAAUAUGUCAACAGCUCUGUGUCUGUGUUGGAGUUAUUGGAUGGGUAAAAGAUACUUGCAGUUAGUUUUCACUUCAGAAGGAAUUCCUCAUGUGCUGAGGUCACUGUACUGAAUGGUUGGGAAGAGACAAGUUGUGAACUCAUAUUUAAUGUUUUCCUCCUUUGGUCAAGGAACUUCAUAUUUUACUUUUUCUUUAUGUUUCAGAAUCCACAGAACUGCAGAAACCAAAGCUUCUUAUAUAGGAAGGGCAGGUUUGCAGGUUGCAGGUUAAAUUUGGAGAGGAUGGGUGCAGAAGAAAAAAAUAUCAGGUAUUAGAGUUAUGAGGAAGGGAGAAACAUGGAUUUCAGCACCUGAAAUCUUGUACUAUCUGUGUAGUUUGGGGCCUUUUGGAGGGAGAGGAUUCUGCUAAUCUGCAGAAGUACAACUGUGAAUGAAGUAUGUCUCUGUACAUGUGGAAUGAGGUGAUGCAGUGAUGCAAUCUUGCCCCAGGAUGGCCGCGUGAGUAUGGUGCAGAAUAUCUUUUGCACUUUUAGUCUAAAGCCUGUUCUGCAUAAUUGGAAUGCAAAUCAAUAACUAAACUAGGUAAACCCCUCACAUUUAGGAAGAAAUCUUGUCUUGCUUUGGUUUUUCUUUUUAGUCUUUUUGGGAAACGAAAUGCUGACAUGAAGUCAGUUUCCACCUUAGC
Molecule: messenger RNA, 5210 nt
Organism: Malurus melanocephalus (red-backed fairy wren)
Lineage: Eukaryota; Metazoa; Chordata; Aves; Passeriformes; Maluridae
Product: hexokinase HKDC1-like
Exons: 18
Coding region: 284-3037 (917 amino acids)
Biological process (GO): glucose 6-phosphate metabolic process; intracellular glucose homeostasis; glycolytic process
Cellular component (GO): cytosol; mitochondrion
Molecular function (GO): glucokinase activity; mannokinase activity; fructokinase activity
Source: RefSeq, a predicted model, not a curated record